Messenger RNA from Malassezia pachydermatis, 1632 nucleotides. RefSeq names its product atp-dependent rna helicase rok1. Gene Ontology annotation, molecular function: nucleic acid binding; ATP binding; RNA helicase activity. The record is from RefSeq and is a predicted model, not a curated record. Lineage: Eukaryota; Fungi; Basidiomycota; Malasseziomycetes; Malasseziales; Malasseziaceae. Gene Ontology annotation, biological process: maturation of SSU-rRNA. The coding region runs from base 1 to 1632 and encodes 543 amino acids. The transcript has a single exon.
AUGGACUUGUUUAGCGCGUUGACGGCCGGUGGCGCACGCUUUGAUAAAAAGCGGUUUGCGCAUGAUGUAUCGAUUUUCCAAGAUGCACGGCGGCACGAAGACGAGGAAGUGCCUGCUACAGCGGAAUCCAGCGCGGCCGCGGCGCUGCCAGCGUCUUUGGACUUUUUCGGGAGCCACACGCAAGAGCGCGCUUCGCAAGCGCAGGAUGCUGUGCCCUCCUCCGCGUUGCGGGCCCGUCGGGCCCCGCUAAAAAAGUCCGAAGUCCCUGCGUUCCUGCGCCAGUACCAAAUCAAGCUCACAGGGACGGAUGUCCCUGCGCCGCUGGCGUCGUGGGACGACCUGGAAGCGCGAUGGCACGUUGAGUCUUGGCUGUACGAGAACCUGCUUGCAGGCAAAUGGCCAGAACCCACACCGAUCCAGCGCGGUGCAAUUAGCGUGAUGCUUGAACGGCGCGACCUGCUGGCAGGCGCACCGACGGGCUCCGGUAAAACGCUGGCGUUUGUGUUGCCUGUGUUACAGCUGCUCCAGUCGCAUGCCAAAGUGGGAUUCCGCGCAGUGAUCGUGAGCCCUACGCGGGAACUGGCGCAACAGAUUUACGACCAGCUGCAGAUCCUGGCCCGGGGCCAGUCGUUCCGUACAUGCUUGCUGACGAAAGUCACGAAUAAGAGCACCGAAGCGCUGAAGAAGAAAAAGUUUGACAUUCUCAUCACGACACCGCUACGUCUCGUGCAUGCCAUUCAGCAUGACGAAGUCGAUCUGUCGCGCGUCGAGCAGCUUGUCCUGGAUGAGGCGGAUCGGCUGCUGGAGCAGGGCUUCCUCGAGCAGACCGAUGAGAUUCUGGCGGCGUGCACGCAUCCCGAUCUACGCAAGGCACUGUUUAGUGCUACGUUGCCAGCAGGUGUGGAAGAGCUGGCGAAGACGUUCAUGGUGAAUGAGUGCCGUGUGUUGAUUGGCCAGAAAGACAGUGCCACAGAAACGAUUGAGCAGCGCUUGGAGUUCACCGGGUCGGAAGACGGCAAGCUGCAUGCCUUGCGGGCGCUGAUCCAGGCGGGAGGCAUGCAGCCGCCCGUGUUGCUGUUUGUACAGUCGAUCCAGCGAGCGCGUGAACUGUUCCACGAGCUGGUGUAUGAUGGUCUGCACGUCGAUGUCAUCCACAGCGAGCGACCCAAAGCGCAGCGGGAAGCGGUGAUUGAUGCCUUCAAACGCGGCGAUAUUUGGAUUUUGAUAUGUACAGAGCUCAUGGCGCGCGGCAUUGAUUUCCAUGGCGUAAACUUGGUCAUCAACUACGACUUCCCUCAAACGGUCCAAAGCUAUAUCCACCGUAUUGGUCGUACAGGUCGUGCAGGCAAGCAAGGCAAGGCCAUAACGUACUUUACCAAAGACGAUGCGCCCUACCUCAAAUCAGUCGUGAACGUGAUGCGGCAGUCUGGGUGCGAGGUGCCCGAGUGGAUGCUCAAGCUCCCGAAACCCUCGAAAAUGAUGAAGAAAAAACUUCGGCAGGCGCCUGUGCAGCGCCAAGACGUUCGUGCGGCGUCGGGCCGAAGUUCCCUGGGCCGUCGUAUGGCCAACCGACAGCGUGAUAUGGUACAGGCGAGCAAACGCCGCAAACUCAAAGCCGCGUCUACGACAUAG